This is a messenger RNA of Apis dorsata (giant honeybee), 1569 nucleotides long. RefSeq names its product ubiquitin-like domain-containing CTD phosphatase 1 (gene Ublcp1). Lineage: Eukaryota; Metazoa; Arthropoda; Insecta; Hymenoptera; Apidae. The transcript has 2 exons. The record is from RefSeq and is a predicted model, not a curated record. Gene Ontology annotation, molecular function: phosphoprotein phosphatase activity; protein binding. The coding region runs from base 23 to 1231 and encodes 402 amino acids. Gene Ontology annotation, cellular component: nucleus.
AUCUAUGUGAAGAAUAAAUUUCAUGAUAUGGUAUCGACACAAAGGUACUUACAAUGUAUGUAGUAUAUUCUACGAUGGUCUUUAUAUACAUAUAUAUCUAAGGGAAUUGUAUCGAGUAAGUACUUCGCAGUACUUACACAUCGUUUGGUGUCGCGUCAUUAUAUUCGAAAAAAUGGAAAAUGUAGGAAAGAUCAUAAUAGUAUGGGGCAGAAAAAAAAUCGAAAUUCCGGAUGUGAAUCUGGACGAUACCGUUCGCGGUUUGAAAAUACGAAUACACAAGGAAACUGGCAUUCUUCCAAAACAUCAAAAACUUUUAAACCUUCGAACCAAAGAUUUCACAUGUUUGAAACCAUUUAAAAGUCCGUCAAGUGUCUGUUUACCAAAUAAAACAUCUCAAGAUGAGGAAAUCUUAAGGAACUUGGGCAUGAAAUCUGGGUUCAAAAUAAGGCUGAUGGGAUCUCGUGAAGAGGAUAUUGCUAAAGUAUGUCAUGCUCCAAAAGACUUACCUGAUGUAAUUAAUGACUUUCAGACUGAAGAGGAAAAGUUGGAUAUAGAGAAUGUUAAGAUGUGUUUAUUUCAAAUUCAAUUUAGAAUCGACUACUACAGGUUUGUAGAAUUAAAUCCAUUCAGAGAAGGAAAGAAACUACUGGUGCUCGAUAUAGAUUACACCAUUUUUGAUCACAAUUCAGCAAUGGUUCUGCAAGGUGGUGGUGGGGAAUUAAUGCGUCCCUUUCUUCAUUAUUUUUUAAUUAUGGCUUAUCAAAAUUAUGAUAUAGUAAUUUGGUCAGCAACUAAUAUGGAAUGGAUCAAUAAAAAGAUGAAAGUGCUUGGAGUUUCAAAUAAUCCUUAUUAUAAGAUAGCAUGUCAUCUUGAUGCAAAUUUUAUGAUUAAUGUUCAAACAUCAAAAUAUGGUACUAUCACAGCAAAACCACUUGCUGUUAUUUGGGGAAAGUAUAAACAAUUUUCUGCAAAAAACACAAUAAUGUUUGAUGAUAAUAGAAGAAACUUUAUCAUGAAUCCACAAUCAGGAUUAAAGAUAAAACCAUUUAGGCAUGCAUAUAUUACUAGAAGGAAAGACAGGGAAUUGUUAAAAUUAUCUCAAUAUUUAACACUGAUAGCAAAAGUGGAUGACUUUCAGACUCUUAAUCAUAGGAAAUGGCAAGAAUAUAUAAUUGACAAAACCAAAGAAGAAAAAAGAAAUAUGGAAGAAAAUGAAGGAAGGAACGAGUAAAUCUUUUUUUUUUGUUUUUGAGAAUGUUAAAUGUUCGUUAAAUUUUAUGAAUUUUUUUUAUUACUCAAGAGGAUACAUUUUAAGUAAAUCUAUCGAAUUUUGUGAAUUUAUCGGCAAUUAUUUAAAUUUAUUCGGAAGAAAAAACUUGUAUAGAAAGGAUAUCUUUUAAAUAUUCUUCCAUGAACUAUAUACGACGAUAUUAAUAAUAAUAACGUUUAAUCGUUAUGCGCAUAUUUUCACACGCUUCUUUGUAUUUAUAAUGUACUUAUCAGUUAUUGUGAGACAUAUAUAAAAUGUAAUCAUUGAUUACAUAAAUAAAUCUUGUGUAUUUCAAAUAA